Leishmania braziliensis MHOM/BR/75/M2904 is the source of this 4410-nucleotide messenger RNA. RefSeq lists its product as hypothetical. Gene Ontology annotation, biological process: cilium assembly. The transcript has a single exon. Gene Ontology annotation, molecular function: protein binding. Gene Ontology annotation, cellular component: axoneme. The record is from RefSeq and is a predicted model, not a curated record. The coding region runs from base 1 to 4410 and encodes 1469 amino acids. Lineage: Eukaryota; Euglenozoa; Kinetoplastea; Trypanosomatida; Trypanosomatidae.
AUGUUACAAAGUGUGGCUCGAGUACUUGGCUGCAGCGCACCAGCUGUGUUCGCAGUGCAUGGCAACCGUGUCUUCGUUCCAGCGGACAACGGUGUGGUCGUCGUAGAGGACAGUUACGAAUAUUUGUGGGCCCCGUUUCCCAUUGGGAAGUACUCGAUCGACAAAAUCGCCGUCAGUGCUGCAGGCGUGCUGUGUUUAGCGGAGAAGCGCCUGCAUGUUGCGCUGCAUUUCUUCGAUGCGGACUCUAUGCAAAGCCUCGGCGUUGCAGAGGCGGAGGUCUUCGUAAGUAUUGCAGAUAUCGUCUUUUCUGCUGAUGGGAAGGAGCUUUUUGUCCUUGGAACGGUUCCUGACACAACUGUGACCAUUUUCAGGCGAAGCACGCCAAAUGGCUCCUACAGUCUCGCAGACCGCGUGCCUCUCCAGCACAGCGAGGAGCCAAAAGGGCUGCUUGCCUUCGGUUUUGAGGGGUCUGUUGUUCGUUUUGGCAUAUGGAGAAGCGGCUGCAUUGCGGGCUACGCCCAUGGGGAGGACGGCAAGUGUUUUCAAAAGUGCUUCUCUGUGGAGGCGAGCAUAGAGAGUGCGUGUGUCUCAGGACCGAGCACGAUGUGCUAUAUCACGAAGGAGGGGUCUUUGCAUGUGUAUUCACAUGAAAGCCGGACGUUUCAGGAUGUGUGCGAAGGCUCGCUGGCACCGGCUGCAGCCUCAAUGAUUGUGUGGGAUGGCACUGUGUUUAUUUUCACGCGCUCAGGGGACCUCCUCUCCGUCAAUCUAUGUGAUGGCACUCAUCACCGUCGCUCCCUUGGGUGCCUGCCUUCCUGCGCAAGUCGCCUUGUUGUCACGAGCGCAGCGGAGCUGCUGCUGAGCACGCAGACAGGCUUACUCGCAGUGGCAGUUCCAGUAGUGACCAAUGGCGGAGCUGCCGAUUCGCGCCUUGUGAAGGGCUGGACGGAGGCCUCGACACUCCGGUGCCUUUCUGUGAACAAUGGGGCUUCGGCAGCGUGGGUGUUGCGGGAUGGCAGCAUCGCCCUUUACAAAAGGGACGAUGUGAGGGUUUUAACACCUUGCGGCGUGCGAAGGGCGGCUGUGCAUGCGUGCAUUUUGAACUCCUCUGAGAUAGUGAUCCUGUUCGAGGAUGGAACGCUGCGCUGCUUUGACUGCGUCGGUGAGAGAGAGGUGUGGUCUCACCAGUGCUUGGAGUGGGCUCCUACGUUUGUGGAGGCGGAUGGGUCUGGCACUGUCGCGUGCUGUGGUCGAGACGCGCUUCGGUUUUUGAGAUGCAUGGAUGACGGCGUGGAGGACCGAGGCGUGGUUCGCACCACUCUUCUUGCCUCCAUCUGCUUGGUAAGGUGGGUGCCGAUGGAGACAUGUCUACUGGUCGUGUGCCAAAAUGGUGAUGCAUUUCUUGUCGAGGUGCCGAAAGACGGCGACGCCGAGACAACGCACACUGCCGAGGCGUUUGUGCGCAGCUCGUGGCGACUCGACUUCCCGAUCACGGAUGCACUCGUGUGUUAUGUUACUCCUGACGUCCUCAAUCUCUUUGUACACUCGGCAGACCAUGAUUCGAAGGUGUACAUGCUUGACCGCCAACGAGAAGGUGACGGAAAGGUGUCGCGGCCUUUGUUUCUCAUUCACGACCACAGCAGCGGUGGCAGUUGUCUCCUACGUCUCAACGAUUCCACAGUCAUUUCGUGUGGCCGAGAUGGAAGCAUCGCCGCGCGUGAUUUGACGCCGUACCAGACACAAAUGACCCCCAUCCCACCAUCGCGUGAGAAGCGGAAGCCGCUCUGGGUGCACGCCGUGCGUUCCUCAUUCGGCGGCGGUAUCACGACGGUGGCCACUACUGACACCGGGGCAGAGGUGAUCUGCGGCGGCAAUGACGGGGUUAUCCAGUGUGUUACGUUGAAAGCAGAAGGUGCCCACGCUACCUGGCAGGAGCCUCAGUGGACGCACGCGGAGGCAGCGCGACUGGGCAUCGUUGGCGACAAGAUAACCACUGUACAAGCAGGCGACGCGGCGCCAGAACGGGAGGCGCUCCUUCUUGCGGUGUCCCGCGUGCGUGAGCUGUGGAUGAAGGUGAUGAGCGACAAGGAUACCGAGGUUCCUCUCGAGGCUUUCUUGACGCCAGAGCAGCGUGACCAGUUCGCGGCGGAAUGCGACAGCGCCGUGUUUGAUAUGCGCGAGGGACACUACUAUCACGCUAUCCUGAACGAGUACCUCCAGGAUACUCUCCGGAGGCGCUGCUGCGAGGCGAUGGAGGUGACACGCAUGAAGGUGGUGAGCAUGAAGACAUCCGAGUUGGAGGUGCACAACUUUCACAUCCAUCGCAGGACACGGGCCGAGGCAUCGCUCUCCCGCAAAGCAUUGUUUCUCCGCCAGCUGCAGAAGAAGAGCGCUGUUGGUCGACGCACGGUUCCUGGGCUGCAGAUCAUGUCAAAGACCGCGACGCCCGCGGAUGGCAGCUCUAGCGGAACUGAAGACCUCGACGCCGCCAUGCUGAACGACGCGGAUGUGUACACUCAGAGCCGCAUGGUUCUUCAGUCUCUCCUCGUCAAGGGCCGGUCUCUGGCGCUCAAGGAUGCCUUCAACACGCGCUUCACGGAUCUGCAGGACUUGAAGAGACAGUCCAUGAUGCAGGUGGAGGAACGUACGCUGCGCUGUAUUACGAUUGGGAAGCAGUUGGGCAGCCUUCCUGCACAGCUCUUCACGGCGGUCGUCGACCCGGAGGAGAACCCCAACUCACUAUUCGUUGUCGAGGACAAGGAGCUGAGCGCUGAGGCGCAGGCCCUCAUCGCCCCUUCCAUGGGGGCAACUGUUGUGUCUCCGGUGGAUGAGGCGGCCUUGCCCCUGUGGAUGGACGGCCUGGAAAAGGAGGUGGUGCGGCUGGAGGUGCAUGUGCCGUUGCCAGACUUCGCAGAUGACACGCGCGACACCUUCAUCCCGCCAGAGGAGCGCACAGAGGAGCAGACGCGCAUUAUUGAGGCUUACGCCAAGAGACUCAAGGAGGAGAACGAGUGCGUCGAGGCGAAGAGGGAGGCGCUGCGAGGUGAGUUCAAGUCGUUGCAGGAAAAGAACAGAGAGACCGCCGCGAAGCUCGACGAGCAGCUUCACCAGAUUCGCCAGCUCCGGCUGAACACCGCUGAGGAGGUCGAUGAAGCAGAGCUUCAACUGGCGCUACUUUUUCAACAUCGGCUGUGCGUCAGUGCUGCCUAUCGACAGCAUCAAUCUAUGGCCCAGAAGCGCGAGGCUCUCCGUGACGGACGGACAGAAGCUGAAUUUAUCGUGGCGCAGCAGAAGCACUUGCUCCGUGCAGCACAGGCUCGGUUGGCCGCGGCGGAGAGCAAAACAGGUGGCUACGCGGCGAGUGUCAGAGCCUUAGCACCCUUUGAGGAUGGCACCACGGGCGAGAAGCUGCACCGGCGUUUUGUUCGAUGGCAGCGGCGCUUUGUGGACGGCAGUGCGCCGCUGCCAGAUGCUGACACGUCAGCAGCAGACUGCACGGCGGAGCAGUGGGCAGCUUUUUGCGAUCAUUGCCAGGCGGUAGCUGAGUUGCAACAGCUCGUCAACGAUGCCGAGGCAGAGGUGCAGCGAGCUGCUGUGGACGUGCGGGAAGCGCAGCGACACUGCAAGCUUAUUACGGAUGAAAUAGAUGUCACUGGAGAGGCAAUGGCCGCUGUGCGCGGCAGCUCAGUGGCGCGCCUUCUAGACGUCCACGCCCUGUGCCGGCUGCGCCAGGGCCAAAUCCAAGACGAGGGAGCCACGACGGCGACGGCGUUUUUGUCCUCCAACUUGCGGUGGCGCGAUGACGUGUCCCAGUACAACGAUCUCAUCCUCCAAAGCGAAGCAGAGAGCCGCGCACUUCUGAUCAAGGCGUUUGCUCAGCAAAAGCUGAUGAGGCUGUUGGACUGGGACACGGAGCGGCUUAGGUACUGCACAGGGACACUGCAGCUGGAGCUGCGGCAGCUGCAUACCCUUCGCGUCACCCGCCAGAUGCAGGAGUGGCUGAGCGGCGACGCAGAGGUGUCGGAGGAGAAGAUGCUGGCGCAUCUCCAGCGCCAUAUGGACAUGGUGGAGAUGAACAUGAGUCGAAAAAUCGAGGAGCUGCGGAGCGUUGGGCGGCGACUGAAGAGCCAGAUUGCGGAGCGGGUGACAGAGAACACAAUCGUCGAUGCCCAGUGCGACGACCUCGACGACACAGUGCGUGCGAAUACAGCAGUGUACCGUCUGAUGGAAACGGGCGCGGACAGCUUGCACGCGCGUGCUGCACGGGCGAAAGAAAUUUUCUGUACCAGUGAGCUAGAGGAGCUGGCUCGGUCACAGCAGGAGGAGCUAGUGCGACUGAAGCACGAGGUGGAUCGUCUGCGGGAGCGGACGUUCCCGUCUUUUGCCGUUGUGUCGAAGCAGACGCGCUAG